Messenger RNA from Arachis ipaensis, 1077 nucleotides. Lineage: Eukaryota; Viridiplantae; Streptophyta; Magnoliopsida; Fabales; Fabaceae. The record is from RefSeq and is a predicted model, not a curated record.
AUGGCCUACAACAUGAAUCCCAACAUCGUGGCUUUCACUCUCACUGAAGGGCAGUCUAAUAAUAGACCUCCCUACUUCAAUGACAUUCCCACCAAACAGAAUGCUGAUGGAGAAGUAGUGACAAAGGAAGACAGUAAAUGGACAUAUGAAGAAAAGGAGAAAGUUGAACUCAAUGCCAAGGCAAUCAACCUGAUGCACUGUGCAAUCAGUUUUGAAGAGUUCAGAAAAGUGUCAAGUAUGAAGGAGGAUGAGAGCAUCGAUCAAAUGUUCGAAAGGUUCUCAAUAAUCAUCAACAAUCUGGACACCAUGGGAAGAAACUACUCUGAAGAAACCUUAGUAAGGAAGAUUCUGAGAAGUCUUACUAAGAAAUGGGAAGUAAAAAGCACAGCCAUCUCUGAAAGGAAUGAUUUAAUCAAAAUCACCUAUGAUGAGCUGAGAGGCAAGCUGCUGGCUUAUGAAACCACUCAUAUGUCUCAAAACAAAGAUGACAAAAAGAAAAGUAUAGCACUAAAAUCAAGAAUGACAGCCCAAGGAGAAGAAUCUGAUGACAGUUUCUCAGAUGAAGAAAUGGUGCUCUUUGCAAGAAAAAUGAGAAGACUACUGAUAUACAAAAGCAAAGGCAAAGGAAGCUCUUCAUCCAAAGAUGUCAAGAAAGAUCAAGUCAAGUUCACAUGCCAUCACUGCAAGGAACCUGGUCACUUCAAGUCAGAUUGCCCUCAACUUAAGAAAGGCGAAAAAUCCAAGAAAGACAAAAAGAAGGUGAUGAUGGCAACAUGGGAGGACUUGGAGAACGACACCAGAUCAGAGAGCUCAGACCAAGAAGCUCAACUAUGUCUGAUGGCAGAUCAUAAUGAUGAAGAUGAGGUAGAUCUUUCUGACUUAUCUAUUGAUGAACUGCACUAUAUUAUCAAAGACAUCUCUGUGAAAUCUAAGAAACUCUUGGAUAAGUAUGCAAAAUGUAAGAAAGAAAAUGAGGCAUUGAGGACAGAAAAUGAUCUUCUUUUGAAAAAGGUUAAGGCUAAUGAAACUGGUAAUGAAAAGUUUUUAAAAGAAGAAAAUAGUGCCUUGCGAGCUUAA